AUGACAACAUGUCCUAACUGCAGUCAGACAACAAAAGAUCAUUUGGCUGAAGUAUAUAGCAGUAAUCCAUCACUCAUUUUGACGAAUAUCAUUAAUCGUAAUCUUAGAGACAUAAUUAAAUAUCAAAGCGAUGCACGUUUUCAUAAAGAAAAGUGCGGAGCAGAUAUUGUGGCUCAAACUGUUUAUCAAUCAGUAUUAAAACAAGAACAAACCUUAUUUGUUACUUGCAUUCUACGUGCUGAUGGAGCUCCAAUAACAAAACGUAUUAGGAACUGUAAAAGUAUGUGGAUAUUGCAAUUAUUUAUAGCUGAACUGUCCCCUUAUAUACGUUUUUCAAAAUCAAAUAUUAUGUUAUUAUCAAUAUGGACUGGGUCGUCAAAAGAAGGAUUUAAUCUUUUUCUUUGUGAUAUCGUAAAAAAAUUAAACAGUGUCAGAGGUGGGCAAGUCCGACCAUUUCGAAGUCCAAGUCAAGUCCAAAAAGAUGGUUUAUUGAUAAAUAUCGAUCAAACUCAACGUAUCAUUCCAAUUCGUUUUCAGUUAUUUACUGGAGAUCUUCCUGCUCUGGAAACAAUGACNAGUCCAAGUCAAAAAGAUGGUUUAUUGAUAAAUAUCGAUCAAACUCAACGUAUCAUUCCAAUUCGUUUUCAGUUAUUUACUGGAGAUCUUCCUGCUCUGGAAACAAUGACAAACACUGUGCAACAUGGUGGUUAUCAUGCCUGUAUCUCGUGUAACAUUCAUGUUUUUUAUUGGAUAAAAUCAAUAAACUUAACUGGUGCAAUUGAUUUGGAAGGGUCAAAAGAUUCUCCCAGAGUUAUUCGUACAAAGGCGUUUAUUCAGAAGGUUAAACAACGGUUAUCAAAAAGAAAGCGAAGUUCAAUACGAUUGUUAGCAAAGGAAAUGAAAACAUCCUUUGGUACAAUUCAUCGUACAAUUAAAGAUGAUCUCAGCUACAAGGCUUAUAAAAUGCGAGUGGUACCAAAACUUGCUGACGAACAUAAAAGCAAAAGGAAAUCAUUUGGCAUUUGCGUUAGAAAAAAUAUCACGAAAUCCAUGUCAAAAAAGAUCUUAUUUUCGGAUGAGAAAUACUUUCGAGUUAAUAAUACCUUUAAUACACAGAAUGAUCGAAUGUAUGCUGCUACACGCAAGGAAGCAGAUGAUAUAGGUGGUAUUCAUCGUGAAACGCAAUUUUCGCCUGGCAUUAUGAUUUGGUUAGGGGUAUGCUAUCAAGGAGUGACACGCCCGGUGAUCAUCGAAGGCACCAUUAACAGUUCACGAUAUAUCGAAGAAAUUUUACCUAUAGCAUUCGAAGAUGGUGAAAAAAUGUUAGGUAGUGAUUUUAUUUUUCAACAAGACGGUGCACCAGCACACAGGGACCAAAUGACACAGCAAUGGUGUGAAGAAAAUUUUCCGGAUUAUUGGACUAAAGAUCGUUGGCCUCCAUAUAGUCCAGAUCUUAACCCACUGGACUAUUGCAUCUGGGAUGAACUUCGUCAACAAAUGGACUGGAGUCUCAUAACGAACAAGCAAACAUUAAUGAAGAAAUAA
This is a messenger RNA of Didymodactylos carnosus, 1545 nucleotides long. NCBI's taxonomy places the organism in Eukaryota, Metazoa, Rotifera, Eurotatoria, Philodinida, Philodinidae. The record is from the annotation of a GenBank genome assembly.